Messenger RNA from Clunio marinus, 204 nucleotides. Lineage: Eukaryota; Metazoa; Arthropoda; Insecta; Diptera; Chironomidae. The record is from the annotation of a GenBank genome assembly.
AUGAAAAGUCGAUACUUUAAAUGUGAUGAAUUUUCCGCUUACAAUACAAGUAAACGAGGAAAAAUGUUUGAGAGUGUUCGUGAGUCAAUGGAACUUUGUGUUAUCCAAUCAAAGCAUCGUUGGGCGUCGACGAAUACAAUCAACAAGGAAACAGUCAAGAAAACAGCUACAAAUAAGAAGAAAAACAUCUUAAAAUCAGUUUGA